Cinclus cinclus is the source of this 1119-nucleotide messenger RNA. It is a transcript of the gene RHBDL1, whose product is annotated as rhomboid like 1. The transcript has 8 exons. The record is from RefSeq and is a predicted model, not a curated record. Gene Ontology annotation, cellular component: membrane. Gene Ontology annotation, molecular function: serine-type endopeptidase activity. The coding region runs from base 1 to 1119 and encodes 372 amino acids. Lineage: Eukaryota; Metazoa; Chordata; Aves; Passeriformes; Cinclidae.
AUGGACAGGAGCUCCCUUCUGCAGCUCAUCCAGGAGCAGCUCGACCCCGAAAACACUGGCUUCAUCGGGGUGGAGACGUUCGCCAGCCUGGUGCACAGCCAUGAGCUGCCCCUGGACCCCGCCAAGCUCGACAUGCUGGUGGCCCUGGCACAGGGCAACGACGAGGGGCAGGUCUGCUAUCAGGAGCUUGUAGACCUGAUCAGCAGCAAGCGCUCCAGCAGCUUCAAGCGCGCCAUCGCCAACGGGCAGCGGGCGCUGCCCCGCGACGUCCUGCUGGACGAGACCGGCCUCGGCAUCUACAAACGCUUCGUCCGCUACGUGGCCUACGAGAUCCUGCCCUGCGAGAUGGACCGGCGCUGGUACUUCUACCAGCACCGCACCUGCCCGCCCCCUGUCUUCAUGGCAGCCGUCACCCUCACCCAGAUCAUUGUGUUCCUGUGCUACGGGGCCCGGCUGAACAAGUGGGUGCUGCAGACCUACCACCCCGAGUACAUGAAGAGCCCCCUGGUCUACCACCCCGGGCACCGGGCACGCGCCUGGCGCUUCCUCACCUACAUGUUCAUGCACGUGGGGCUGGAGCAGCUGGGGUUCAACGCCCUCCUGCAGCUGAUGAUAGGGGUGCCCCUGGAGAUGGUGCACGGCAUCCUGCGCAUCAGCUUCCUCUACCUGGCCGGAGUCCUGGCAGGCUCCCUCACCGUCUCCAUCACGGACAUGAGGGCCCCCCUGGUCGGGGGCUCAGGGGGGGUCUACGCCCUCUGCUCUGCUCACCUCGCCAAUGUUGUCAUGAACUGGGCCGGGAUGCGCUGUCCCUACAAGCUGCUGCGGAUGGUGUUGGCGCUGGUGUGCAUGAGCUCCGAGGUUGGUCGCGCUGUCUGGCUCCGCUUCUCGCCGCCGCUGCCGGCCUCGGGCCCCCAGCCCAGCUUCAUGGCGCACCUGGCAGGGGCCAUCGUGGGCAUCAGCAUGGGGCUGACCAUCCUGCGCAGCUACGAGGAAAGCCUGCAGGACCAGUGCGGCUGGUGGGUGCUGCUGCUGUCCUACGGCACCUUCCUGCUCUUUGCCGUCUUCUGGAACAUCUUCGCCUACGACAUGCUGGGGGCACAGAUCCCCCCCCCGCCGUAG